Messenger RNA from Cryptomeria japonica (Japanese cedar), 992 nucleotides. RefSeq names its product ethylene-responsive transcription factor ERF112-like. Lineage: Eukaryota; Viridiplantae; Streptophyta; Pinopsida; Cupressales; Cupressaceae. The coding region runs from base 50 to 883 and encodes 277 amino acids. Gene Ontology annotation, biological process: regulation of DNA-templated transcription; ethylene-activated signaling pathway. The transcript is spliced from 2 exons. The record is from RefSeq and is a predicted model, not a curated record. Gene Ontology annotation, molecular function: DNA-binding transcription factor activity; DNA binding.
GUAAUGUAUUCUUUGGAUUUUUUCGUCUUCUGAUAUUAUAACUUUGUAAAUGAGCAACUUCAAAGCAAUGGAUCGAGCCCAGAAAGGUUCUGAAAUUGAAAAUUUUAAUAAUAAUAAUAACACCCAUCUGUGUAGAAAGGAUGCAUUGGCGACGAGUUGUGUUAUGUCGCGUGGAGAUGAUCAGAACAGUUUCACGGCAUUCAAAACACCCAUCUGCUGCGUCAACAAAGAAACCGAAACGAAUAUCAUUGGAAAAAACGAGCAGAAGACUAUAAUGAGGGCUGUCGUCAAGCAAGGGAAGCGUUACAGAGGAGUGAGACUGAGGCCCUGGGGUAAAUGGGCCGCAGAAAUCAGGGACCCAAAAAAGGCUGUUCGGGUAUGGCUCGGCACUUUCGCCACAGCGGAAGAUGCAGCCAAAGCUUACGAUGAUGCUGCUUUCAAAUUCAGGGGUACAAGGGCCAAAUUGAACUUUCCAGAGCGAGCAUCCCUUUCCCACCAUAAUAAUAAAAAUAAUAAUGCUGGUGUGAAAUCAAAUAAUAAAAAUGUUUGCGUUGCUUGUACUGUAGAGAUUCCAGCUGCACCCUCAAUAUUAACAGAUUCCUCUUUCACACCCACUUGUGAAAUGCAAAGCACAGGUGCAAUGUCUAACUUGGUUUCUUCCUCACCAUCUUCAUCUCCAAUUGCCGACUUUUGUGGGAAUACGGAACUCGUACAGAAUGAGAAGAGUGAUUGUUAUCUUCCUUAUGAUGUAGCCCAGCGCUGUACUGGAUUUACAAGGCAGCAGCAACAGCACUUAGCUGCAUGGUUCACCCAUAACAAGCUAAGGAAAAAUAUAUCAACAACAGAUGCUUUUUUGGCCAGGUCACAUCUUAGCAGUGUGUAAUAGAAACAGAUAUGAACAUCUUAGAAGAUGUUUCUUCGGUGAAAGCAAACAUGGAAAAUAUACAAUAAAUAUUACAGGGUAAUAAAUUAAAUUUAUAGGAAAAUAAAUA